GAAUCUUAGAAGUCAAAAACUACACAUAAAAAGCCAAACACUCCACGCCAACCUAUCUACCUCCCAUUCAUUCACAACAAGACACUGAAGAAUAACCGAUUUCAUGGCACAAGACAAUGGAAGAACAGACAUAGAGCCGGAGAAACAGAGCCUCCUGAACGAGCACAAGGAGAAACAUUUCACCGCGGGAGAGAUCGUUCGCGACAUCAUAAUCGGUGUUUCCGAUGGUCUAACCGUUCCCUUCGCGCUCGCCGCCGGAUUGUCCGGAGCAAAUGCCUCUUCAUCAAUCGUUCUCACGGCCGGUAUCGCCGAAGUCGCCGCCGGUUCUAUCUCCAUGGGACUCGGGGGGUAUCUGGCGGCUAAAAGCGAAGCCGAUCAUUACGCAAGGGAACUGAAAAGGGAGCAGGACGAGAUCAUCGCUGUUCCUGAUACAGAGGCUGCUGAGGUAGCGGAAAUCCUGGCGGAGUACGGAAUAGAGCCACACGAAUAUGGGCCUGUGGUGAAUGCUCUGAGGAAGAGGCCUCAAGCGUGGCUUGAUUUCAUGAUGAAGUUCGAACUGGGACUAGAGAAGCCGGAUCCAAGAAGAGCGCUUAUAAGUGCUUUCACCAUCGCCAUUGCUUAUGUCUUGGGUGGAUUGGUGCCCCUCAUUCCUUACAUUUUUAUUCCAAAAGCUACAGACGCGAUGGUUGCAUCAGUAAUCGUAACCUUGUUGGCAUUGUUAAUAUUUGGCUAUGCAAAAGGUUAUUUCACUGGCAAUAAACCGGUGAUAAGUGCUUUCCAAACUGCUCUUAUAGGUGCCAUUGCGUCCGCAGCUGCUUUCGGCCUGGCAAAGGCCUUCCACCCUUAGCCAUGAAAAGCUAGACUUGUUAGUAAAGUAGCUUAUUUAUGCAGUUUCCCCUCAACGUCUGAAUGUUUCGAAUGUUUUUACUACAAUUCUGUGGGCAGACUAUCAUUCCUCAUUCUAAAUUAGGCGUCCAUGUGGUUGAUCCCCAAAAAAUGACUAUAUUUUAUCAUAAAAAUUAUUUUCCUUU
Molecule: messenger RNA, 1031 nt
Organism: Rubroshorea leprosula
Lineage: Eukaryota; Viridiplantae; Streptophyta; Magnoliopsida; Malvales; Dipterocarpaceae
Source: the annotation of a GenBank genome assembly